Molecule: messenger RNA, 1578 nt
Organism: Cornus florida
Lineage: Eukaryota; Viridiplantae; Streptophyta; Magnoliopsida; Cornales; Cornaceae
Product: monodehydroascorbate reductase
Exons: 10
Coding region: 109-1413 (434 amino acids)
Cellular component (GO): cytoplasm
Molecular function (GO): flavin adenine dinucleotide binding; oxidoreductase activity, acting on NAD(P)H
Source: RefSeq, a predicted model, not a curated record
GUCGUUGCCCUAUAUAUAUCUCUCUCUCUCUCUCUCUCUCUCUGAGCUUCUCUCACUGAUCUUCUCUCUGGUUUUUCUCAACCGAUAAGCUGAUUAAUCGAUCAAUCAAUGGCGGAAAAGAACUUUAAGUACGUAAUCCUCGGUGGUGGCGUCGCAGCUGGAUAUGCAGCUAGGGAAUUUGCCAAACAGGGAGUUAAGCCGGGUGAGCUGGCAAUCAUUUCCAAGGAGGCGGUGGCGCCUUAUGAACGUCCUGCACUGAGCAAGGCAUAUCUGUUUCCUGAAGGAGCUGCUAGACUUCCAGGGUUUCAUGUCUGCGUUGGAAGUGGAGGAGAAAGACUACUUCCUGAUUGGUACUCAGAGAAAGGGAUAGCACUGAUUCUUAGCACAGAAAUAGUGAAGGCCGACCUUGCAACAAAGACCCUUGUUAGUGCAGCUGGUGAUACCUUCAAAUAUCACAUUUUGGUUAUUGCAACUGGUUCUACGGUUUUAAGGUUGACCGACUUUGGUGUACAAGGGGCUGAUUCUAAAAACAUCUUUUACUUGAGAGAAAUUGAUGAUGCUGAUAAGCUUGUGGAAGCAAUUAAAGGAAAGAAAAACGGGAAGGCUGUAAUUGUUGGAGGAGGAUACAUUGGUCUCGAGCUUGGUGCAGUGAUGAAAAUCAACAAUUUUGAUGUCAACAUGGUUUACCCAGAACCAUGGUGCAUGCCUAGGCUUUUUACUUCUGAAAUAGCUGCUUUCUAUGAGGGUUACUAUGAAAAUAAGGGAGUCAAAAUCAUCAAGGGAACAGUAGCUGUUGGGUUCGACGCAGAUGCAAAGGGAGAGGUUAAACAAGUUAAACUCAAGGAUGGUAGGGUGAUGGAAGCUGACAUUGUCGUUGUUGGCGUUGGUGGAAGACCUCUUACAGUGCUUUUCAAAGGACAGGUUGAAGAGGAGAAAGGCGGAAUUAAGACCGAUGGGUGCUUCAAAACAAGUGUUCCUGAUGUAUAUGCUGUGGGUGAUGUGGCUACUUUCCCGAUGAAAUUGUAUAAUGAGAUUAGAAGAGUUGAACAUGUUGACCAUGCUCGUAAAUCAGCUGAGCAGGCUGUGAAGGCUAUAUUCGCAAGUGCGCAAGGGAAGUCUAUUGACGAGUAUGAUUACCUUCCGUUCUUCUAUUCCCGUUCCUUCGAUCUGUCGUGGCAGUUCUAUGGCGACAAUGUGGGUGAUACAGUGAUUUUUGGAGACAACAGUCCAACAUCACCGAAGCCCAAAUUUGGAUCAUACUGGAUCAAAGAUGGCAAGGUUGUGGGUGUGUUUCUGGAGAAUGGGACUCCGGAAGAAAAUAAGGCCAUUGCUAAAGUUGCAAGGGACCAACCCCCCGCUGGGAGUUUAGACCAACUGGCGAAGGAGGGUCUCGGUUUUGCUUGUAAGAUUUGAAGAUUGCGAAUGUUGGGGUGUGGGGAUGGAGGAAGAGACUGAAAUUUCUACCAUCUGUACUUGGUUUUCGUUAUUUACUUUAACCUGAUCGUCUGGUACAUUACGGAAAACUGAUGGUUUGUUUAUUUGCUUGUUUACAUAGAUGGUGUUAUCUUUUCUUUUGAA